AUGCGGGGUGGUUUCGAGCGAUUUGAGCUCUCGGGACCAACCGAAGAGGAAUGUCCAUUGGAUUACUGGUCGAAAAACGCCACUAUUGAGAGCCCUGACAAGAAUCGUUCCAUGUCGAUUUGUGCUGCUUGUCAGCUCGAAAUCGUCGACCGUUUUAUCCUACGAGUCCAUCCCAACCUGGAAUUUCACGCUUCAUGCCUCAAGUGCGCUGAAUGCUGCCGAUUGUUGGACGAGUCCUGCACGGCGUUCGUACGGAAUGGGGUCACUUACUGUAGGGACGACUAUUACAGGUAA
This is a messenger RNA of Cooperia oncophora, 294 nucleotides long. Lineage: Eukaryota; Metazoa; Nematoda; Chromadorea; Rhabditida; Trichostrongylidae. The record is from the annotation of a GenBank genome assembly.